Ramularia collo-cygni is the source of this 1206-nucleotide messenger RNA. Its product is annotated as related to tRNA-specific adenosine deaminase 1. Gene Ontology annotation, biological process: tRNA wobble adenosine to inosine editing. The transcript is spliced from 2 exons. The record is from RefSeq and is a predicted model, not a curated record. Lineage: Eukaryota; Fungi; Ascomycota; Dothideomycetes; Mycosphaerellales; Mycosphaerellaceae. The coding region runs from base 1 to 1206 and encodes 401 amino acids. Gene Ontology annotation, molecular function: tRNA-specific adenosine-37 deaminase activity; RNA binding.
AUGAUUCCCACUUCCCGCCCAGACGAUGUCGCCCGUUGUGUCCUCGACACCUUUGACAUUCUUCCCGCCGCAUACCGACCUCGCCAGCUGCCGGAAGGUCGGCGCGAGUGGGUACCUCUGGCUGGUAUCGUGCUGAGCCGCGGCAUGAAAUGUCUCCCUCAAUCCAAAAUCUCCUCCGCAAAUGGCAACGUUCUACACGACUGGCACGCCGAAAUCCUCGCCAUUCGCGCCUUCAACCGGUUUCUGGUCGACGAGUGUGCAGACUUGGCUCGACGGGGUCUAGGUAGCGAGACUGCUUGGAUACGGUGGAGGCAGAAUGUCGAGAAGGAUGAAGUGGAAGAUGCGGCCGGUUGGCAAGGUCAGCCUUUUGCGUUGAGGGAUGAUGUUAAGAUACACAUGUAUUGCUCUGAGGCGCCUUGUGGAGAUGCUAGUAUGGAGCUUACAAUGGCCGAGCAAGAGGACGCUACGCCUUGGACUUCCACGCUCCCUACCGAGGAGAAGGAUGGAAUGUUGGGAAGAGGACAUUUCGAUCAAUUGGGUGUUGUGAGGAGGAAACCUGCACGACCGGAUGCCCCGGCUACGUUGAGUAAGAGUUGUUCGGACAAGAUGGCUUUGAAGCAGUGCACGGGUUUGCUGUCGAGUGUGGUGUCCUCACUGAUACAUCCUGGGAGUUCUUACUUGGAGAGCGUAGUGCUGCCUGAAAGCCAAUGCAUAUCACAGGCAGUGAACAGGGCGUUUGGAAAAGGAGGCAGAAUGAAGGAGCUCGCGAAUGAGGAGCUGCAAGAUCGUUGGCGAAGCACAGGGUUCGCUUUCCGACCUUUCCAUGUGACGACUACGAAGAGAGAAUUCAACUUUUCCAGACGAGGGCCGCAAGCUGCAGCAGUGCCGAAUGUUUCGAGCAAUCUGUCUGCGGUGUACACGCCAACACGGCGAGAGAUUCUCGUUAAUGGUGUGCUACAAGGUCGGAAGCAGCUCGAUCCGAAGGGUGCCAGUUGUGUUAGCAGAAGGAAGAUGUGGAUGAGCGUCCUGGAUGUUGCUCUGCUGGUUGGCUUGCCUGCUUUAACGUCAGCGUUGGGAAAGCGGACGUACUCUGAAAUGAAGGCGUCCGGUAUCUUCAAAGGGAGGAAGAGGGUUAAGAUGGAUGCGAGAGAGUUGUCGUUAAAGGGAUGGAAGCGCAAUGAGGGCGACGAGCAAUGGUGUUUGUAA